CGCGAAUUUAAAAACGGUACCGCGAAUAGGCCCAAUGGCAUUGUUGUACUAAUAAACGACAGUGUUUAGUAAAAACAAUGUCGCGAGAGAUUGCAACACAAACGAUGUCGUAGCAGUAGACGACAAGGUCGUUUCGUGGAGAACAAGCUCAAGUGAGCCAACGACACCGUGAGACUGUAAGUGGAGUCGUUUAAUAUUGAAACAGUGUCGCGAGGAAAAAACAAACGGAGCUGUUUGGAAAAGGAAACGACAUCGCGGGAUCAUGAAAACAACUCACGUAAAGUUCACGCGAAGCAGUUUAAGGAUCGAGGCGGUUGAGACAUGUGGGAGUUCAUGACAGAGCAGUUGAGGAAGCGAUUUCAUGGAGCGUGAAGGCUACGAAGAUGUUUUUCGAAUAAGAGCAGCGGAGCAAGGAGAGAGAGAAGGACAACCAAAUCAACACAGAUCAACUCUGUUCAAACUUUACCUUUUCUCUGUAACUCCUUCGCGGAGCUCUCCUUCCAGGAAGGAUCUCCAUAGUUGUAGUCUUUGUCGUAGUCGCGGAGCUCUCCACAGGAAUCUCCAUAGGAGUAGAGGUAGCGUAGAUUUCUCAAAAACUCCAACACCCUCGUUCGAACCGUAGUAACUGUCGUUCUUGGUUAGAAGUCAGGGGUGCAUCGAUCAAAUCAACACCGCCCGGCGGUGGAUAUUUGACGGUCACGUUGAUUUCACCAUUUAGAGGUGCAUCGAUCAAAUCAACGGCGCCGACAUUCGGCGACGGAUAUUUGACGGUCGUCUCAGCAAUCAGUGGUGCAUUCGAUCAAACGGCACCGCAAGAGUUUCCACCGCGAAACAUCAAAUCAACAUCGCCGGAAACGAAUUCGGCACCGGCGGUGGCAUUUGGUUUUCCCGAGGAAACAGGUUCGAAUUACAGCAAGGAGCUGUAGGUUCAGAGUGAGUCUGAUCAGAGUGACAGGGAGUCAUUGAGAGAUCAAAGCUGUACACUGUAAUCCGAAAUCACAAGAACAUAGUAUAACGUCAAAGGACUCAAGCAGAGUACCUUUGACCGUGGAUUAGUCGAUACUGAAUUCAUCAGUAUCGGAUACCACGUAAAAAUAUCGUGUCUGAGUUUUAUUUGUGUCUUACUGCUUUUCAUUUUAUUUCCAGCUCCUGUCAAAGUUCUUGAUUUGGUGCAAGUGUAAGUUCUGUGCAGAGCAGGGGUGAUCGAUUGGUUCGAGCAAAGAAGAGGGAAGCUGUGUUUUCAAAACGCAGUGUUGAACUCAAGUGAAUUGGGCCAGGUUACCCAAGGAAAUCUGAUAUCAAUCUCAGCCCAACCCACGUCGAGGUCAAUAGUCCAAGUCCGUGUCGUUUUGACAAACAUCAAAAGAGAAGUCUCUUUACCUUUCCUUUCGAUUGAUUUCUUUCUGCUCAUUUCAUCCUCUUCACUUGGUUUUGUCGAAGUCGAAAUUAGGGUUUAUUUCAGAUUCCAGAACCAGAGAACCAGAGGAGAUUAUCAACUGAGUUUCGCGCUCAACUCAAUCAACAAUAACAUGACACUUUUUUAUUAAACUAGCUGAUAAAUUAAAUUAAAAAGAAAAACAAAACUGAAAAACGAAAAACUCCUCUCUCCGGUCUCCGCCAAGUCGACCACAAACAAGUCAAACAAUCCCUUUCGCCGAGCUUUUGACAACGGGGAAGGAUUUCACCAGAUCGAUCCCUCAAACGCAGAUCUGAUUUCUCACUCUACAUUUGCUCUUGCUCAAAAGCUACCCAGUUCUCGUUUUCAUUUUCACUUGAUUUCCCUGAGAUGGCUGCAGAAACCAUUCUGAUCCCAGUUGCCAAACAAGUCCUUUCCAAGGCAUCUGACUUGGCCUUGGAGCAGAUUGGGCUCCUCCGCAGUUUCAAACCAGAGCUCCGAAAACUGAAGGACACCGUCUCCACAAUCCAGGCCGUGCUCCAUGACGCACAAGAGAAGCAGUUCCACAAUCGUCAAGUUAAAGAUUGGCUCGAGAAGCUCUCCGACGUCAUGUACGAUGCCGACGACAUACUUGAUGAUCUCGCUACCGAGGCUCGCAGGAAGGCCGUGCUAGCAGCAGCAACAGAUGAGGAUGAUGGUGGCAGAGGAACGACGAAGACAACUACUACUACUACUACUACUUGUUGGAGUUUGGUAUGCUUCCUGUUCUCCUCACUUCCCAAAGAAUUAUUGUAUGAACUGGAGAUGGCUCGUGCCAUCAAGGCUAUUAGGGAGAAGCUUGAUGCUAUAUCCAAAGACAAGGAGACCUUGCAUCUGGAAGUCCAUUCUACUACCAAGGCUGAAGCUUUUCUUUCCAGGGAGACUGAUUCCUGCCCACCAACAAUUGUGGUUGGGAGGGAAGAUGACAAGCAGAAUAUCAUCAAGCUACUGCUGAGUUCCAAUCAUGAAGCCACCAUUUCGGUCGUGACCAUUGUUGGGAUGGGUGGAUUAGGGAAGACCACUCUUGCUCAACUUGUAUUUGAUGACGAUCAAGUCAAUGAUCACUUUGAUAUCAAAGUUUGGGUAUAUGUUUCUCAGAGAUUCGAUGUCAAAGUGAUUCUCAGAAAGAUGCUGCGAUCGAUAGAUUGUCGAAUUGAGGCGGAUUCUGAGUUGGACGACUUGCAAGCUAAAUUUCGUGAAAAAAUCAAAGGCAGGAGGUUUCUGUUUGUAUUAGAUGAUGUUUGGGAGGAGAGCAAUCCAAGUUGGGAGACUUUGGGGAAGUAUUUGACAAAGGGUGAGCCUGGAAGCAAAGUGCUGGUGACUACUCGAUCCACUAAAGUGGCGGAGGUCAGCGGUGGAGCUCUAAGGUCGGAAACAUGUACAAGCAUAGUAGAGCCUUAUCACUUGAAAGGAUUGUCAGAGGAAGAGUCUUGGAAUCUAUUGGUGAAAAAGGCUCUCCCCAGAGAAGUCUUGCGAGACCCACAAGUACAAGAAAUUGGUAAGCAAAUAUUGGGAAAAUGUGAUGGAGUUCCUCUCGCUGUGAGCGCCAUAGCCAGUGUGUUAGCAGAUUCAAGAGAUCCAAAGACCGAGUGGUCAACUUUUCUACAAAAGGGACUUUCAAGCAUCAUGAAAGGACAGGAAGAUCCUAUUAUGUCAGUGCUGCAACUCAGCUUCAACCAUCUCCCUUCCUAUAUGAAAAAUUGCUUUACUUUCUGUAAGCUGUUUCCGAAGGGUUUUGAAUUCGACAUUAAGAUGUUGGUUCAGUUUUGGGUGAUACACAAGUACAUUGAGACGGAGGAUGAAGGCUUUGACUGUUUCAAGACGUUAUGGGGGAGAUCGUUCUUCCAGGAGGUGGUUAUGGAUGAUUUGGGAAACAUGUUGAAAUGCAGAAUGCAUGAUCUGAUGCACGACUUAGUUGAUUCAAUGGGCGGAGAAAAGAUCAUGAGAAGUUCAGCUUCGACAUGUCUCGGAAAUAUCUCCUCGACAACUUGCCACCUGGCAAUUACCGGUGACAGUAAUGAUGACUCAAGAGAAGAUUAUUAUGGCGGUCAUGAACCGGGGAAUCCAUGCAAGGUACGGACUCUUAUAUGUUUGAAAAAUCUUUCAAACAAAGAACUCAAGCAAAUCUUUAGAAACUUUUUACGUUUGCGAGUACUGGUGAUCAUUGAAGGUUCGAACUCAGAAUGUAAUGCUUCGUCCUUGGAUGCUUCAUUGAUAUUGAAUUCUGUUCAUAAGUUGAAGCAUCUGAGAUAUCUUGGUCUUGGUGGUGCUGGUGGGGAAAAGAUCCCAAACUCGGUUGCUACAUUAGUUAACAUGCAAGUGCUUAAACUAGUCGAUUUCUGGAGACUAAAAGAACUGCCAAGGGACAUUAAGACACUUGUUAAUUUGAAGCAUCUUGAGCUCGAUUCAGAGUAUGUGGUGUUGAACCAUGUUCCAAAAGGGAUUGGGGAGUUGAAGUUUCUGCAAACGCUAUCCACUUUUGUAGUUGGGAAGAGGGUAGGUGCCGGGUUGGAUGAGUUGAAAGGAUUGAAUGCAUUGAGUGGAAAGUUGACCAUCGAAGGCUUGGCCUAUGCGGACACUCCGAGAGAAGGUGUUUAUGUGUUGAAAGAGAAGUUGUAUCUUCAGUCACUUGUUUUAGAUUGGGGCCGAGAUUGUGACAGAGAUGUUGAUGGUGUUACCCUCUUGUCUACUCGGGAUGAGGGGAUGUUGGAAAUGCUAUGGCCACACCCUAACUUGAAAAGCUUGAUGAUACGUGGUGGUGGUGUUUACCAAGGUGCGAAGCUUCCCAACUGGUUGUCUGGCCUCACAAGUUUGGUUGAGUUCUCAUUGAUAGACUGCAAGCGAAUCGAUUACUUGCCGCAACUGCAUCAAAUGUUUAGUUUGAUUAAGCUUACAAUUCAAAGUUGUCCACUAUUGAAGGGCAUCAGUCGUGAUGGUGAUGGUUACCAAGGCGCGACGUCUGGCCUCGCAAAUUUGGUUGAGUUCUCAUUGAUAGAUUGUAAGCGAUGCGAGUACCUGCCGCAACUGCAUCAAAUGUCUAGUUUGAAGAAGCUUACAAUUAAACAAUGUCCAAUACUAAAGGACAUCAGUCAUGAUGGUGGUAGUGGUGUUUACCAAAGCGCGAAGCUUCCCAACUGGUUGUCUGGCCUUGCAAAUUUGGUUGAGUUCUCAUUGAUAGACUGCAAGCGAUGCGAGUACAUGCCGCGACUGCAUCAAAUGUCUAGUUUGAAGAAGCUUACAAUUCAAAACUGUCCACUAUUGAAGGGCAUCAGUCAUGAUGGUUAUCAUGGUGAUAAUAAUUCUAUGGAAAACUCGGCAACAAAGGAAGAGGAUGACAAUUGGCCUCAGUUUCAUUGUCUUUCUAGCUUAUGCAUUAAGGGUUGCCCAAUGCUAACUCGGCUCCCCACUUUCCCUACCCUUGAAGGUGAGUUGCAGUUGGACAAUGUGAGCUUGGCACCAUUUGCUAGGACCAUGAAGAUGAAGAUGAAGAUGAGAAGAGGAGGUGUCGAUUAUUUGGAAGGAUAUUCAUAUAAUGAUACAAAUAUCCAUCCUCUUCUUCCUCCUCCUUCUGCUUCUUCUUCUUCUUCUUCUUCUUCAGCAUUGAUUCACCCCCUAUCGAAGCUGAUCAAGCUCGCCUUAUCUGAUAUGGAUGAUGAUCUCGAAUCCCUAUCCCAUCAUGAUUUCAAAAACUGUCUCCUCUCUAUUCAGAACCUGACCAUUGAGCAGUGUGGCCGAGGCGUGAAGCUACCUGGUUCAUUGUGUUCCAGCAUACACCUAAUAGAUAUUUUUAUAUGCGGUUGCAAAAUGAUAGAGUACCUCCCACCUCUACAUGAGCUGCCAUCUUUGAAGAUGCUAACUAUUGCUGAUUGUCCGAAUCUGAAGGAAUGCUGGUGGAAGAAGCAGCAGGGGAAUAACAACGAGAGCAGUUACCAUGAUUACUAUAACUUUGAUUCUUCAAUGGAAGAGGAGGAAGUGGUAAAGGAAGGCGAGGAGGCGGCGGCGGAGGAGUGGCCUCAUUUCCCUCAUCUCUCCUACUUGACUAUCCGCUACUGCCCAAAGCUAACCCGGAUACCUCUGUUUCCAACUCUUGAAGGUGGGUUGUUACUGGAACAAACCAGCGGUCAGGCACUAGUGCGGACAAUGAAGAUGAAAGCAGUAGUGGUUGCAGCUGUUCCUCAUCAUGUGGAUUCUCAACAGCAUUCUGCUACUACAGCUACCACCACCACAUCUCCCUCUUCUUCUUCGUCGAGGACUGCCCUUGUCGCUCCGCUAUCCAAGUUGAAGGAAAUGAUCAUUUCCGGCAUCGAUGACUUGGAAUCCCUACCAGAAGAAGGCAUCUGCAACCUCACUUCUCUCCAAGAGUUUGUGAUAUGGGAGUGUCCUAGAUUAGCAUCUCUACCUCCAGCGAUGCGAUACCUCACCUCUUUACCAUCAUUACGUAUUAAUGAUUGUGAAAAGUUAACAGAAAGAUGCAAGGAAGAAGACUGGCCAAACAUUUCUCACAUCCCAUACAUACUACUCAACUACAAGGAACUCCAAAAUUUAGCUGCAUGUACCGAAGGGAAACGAUGAUUGAGGAGGCACUAGACAUUGUCAAGUCUUUCAGAUCUAUGCACAUUCUACCUCACCGAAUGAAUGAAUGAAUGAAUGAAUGAUUCUAAUUAAGGCUCUCUGACUCUGAGGCAACCUCCACCAGGAUUGGAUUCAUAUUCUCGAUUUCGUUUUGUACUUGCUUUCAGUGGAAAGCAUGCUGAUUGGGUUGCGUUAGAUAUACUUGAAUAUGGAGGGUUAUGCAUGAACGUCAACAAUACGCACUCACAAACUCUCCCACUUAUUCUUGAUUGAACAAUGAGACAAAAGGAUCAAGUUAAAUACGAACUUAUUUCUAAUAUAUAUCAACCAUUUUAUCCGUGGAGAACAUUUCGCCAUCAUAGUGAAAAUUAAAAUGAAUAGAUGUUCCUUAA
Molecule: messenger RNA, 6399 nt
Organism: Linum trigynum
Lineage: Eukaryota; Viridiplantae; Streptophyta; Magnoliopsida; Malpighiales; Linaceae
Source: the annotation of a GenBank genome assembly